AUUCAGUUACAUUUGAAUUUUUUUUAAUAAUUAAUUACUAAAAUUUAUUCAAAUUCUUAUUCUUAAUUUUUCUUUUUAAACUUUUAAAUUUUUAAAAAAAAACUCAAAAAAAUAUCGCUUUAAAAAAUAAGAAAUAAUUCAUUUCAAAUAACGGAGAGGAGAGGAUAAAAAAAAAUGAAUGUUAUAGUUGAAGGUAAUAUGGGUUCAGGGAAGUCGACCAUUCUCAGUUAUUUUCAAAAUCUGCCAGAUGUCUCGUGUCACCCAGAACCUGUCGCAAAAUGGACAAACUUUUAUGGGCAUAAUCUUUUGGAAAUAUAUUACAGUAAUCAAAAGCGUUGGGCGUUUCCGUUUCAACUUGUAGCACAAAAAUCGUCUAUAGAUCUUCUGGAUGACGACGAUUCGUCAUCUUUGAUCAAUAUAUACGAACGUUCCAUAUAUUCCAAUUUCAACGUUUUCUGCAGAGCUAUGAAAGAAGGAGAUUUUCUGAGCGACAUCGAAUACAUGAUAUUAAAAGAUUUUUACCAGAGCAACUACAAACGUUCAUCCGAAAAAUUUGAUUUAAUCGUAUAUUUAAGACUCGAUCCAGAAAUUGGUUAUCAAAGAAUGACGAAGCGAGGAAGACCGGAAGAAAUGGGUGUUAAUAAAGAGUUUAUGAACGAUUUACACAGAUAUCACGAAGAUUGGCUAUAUCAUAGAACGGUUGUUCCAAAUUUUGAUAUUCCAAUAUUGAUUGUCGACGCUAAUAUCACCCUGAAUCAAAUGGAAAUUUUAGCUCAGGAACUUCACUCCCAAUGGAUUCAAAAAUAAUUCAUAUCUAUUAGACUAUCGCUAUACUUUUAACUAAUAAAAAUAAGAAUAUAAAUAAAGCUAAGAACAUUUUUGUAUAACGUUUCAAGUGGGAUAGUAUUCUUCCUUCCUUCCCUCCUUUUGUAUUCGUAUACAUAUAUUUUAUAAUUUAUGAAUUUUUAUUAUAAAUCGACGAGGGUUAUAUAUUAAUUUGAAUAUGUAAAAAAGAAAAUUAUGUUUUUUAUAGACUGGUAAUUUUUAAUUAUGUUUAUGAAUACUGGUAAUUUUUAUUAUUUUUAAUGAAUGUUCAAUAUACUUGUAAUAUUUGCAUAUUAAAAAGAUGUAUCUAAAUGAAAAUAUUUUAAAAUAAAAUCAGUACAUAGUUUUUUUUGAA
This is a messenger RNA of Gordionus sp. m RMFG-2023, 1180 nucleotides long. RefSeq names its product thymidine kinase 2, mitochondrial-like. Gene Ontology annotation, biological process: nucleobase-containing compound metabolic process. The record is from RefSeq and is a predicted model, not a curated record. Lineage: Eukaryota; Metazoa; Nematomorpha; Gordioida; Chordodea; Parachordodidae. Bases 175 to 807 code for a protein of 210 amino acids. The transcript has 10 exons. Gene Ontology annotation, cellular component: cytoplasm. Gene Ontology annotation, molecular function: deoxynucleoside kinase activity; ATP binding.